AUGUGGCUGGCUGUAGUUGUGACAUGUUUGAUCCAUGGAACUGUAUCAGCACAAGGACUUGUUGGCGAUAACGCACCUUUUAAUCCUGAAACAUUUAUGAAUAUUAGUGAGAUCAUCACCUACUGGGGAUACCCCAGUGAAGAGUAUGAUGUUGUGACAGUGGAUGGCUAUAUACUUAGUGUUAACAGAAUACCCCAUGGAAAAGUACAUGCUGACAACACAGGUCCAAAGCCUGUUGUGUUUCUGCAGCAUGGUUUACUUACAGAUGGCAGCACCUGGCUCACCAAUGUGGCUAAAAACAGCCUGGGCUUCAUUCUGGCAGAUGCAGGCUAUGAUGUUUGGAUAGGAAACAGCAGAGGGAACACCUGGUCUAGACGACAUGUAACCCUUUCAGUGCACCAAGCGAAAUUCUGGGCUUUCAGCUUUGAUGAAAUGGCUAAAUAUGACCUUCCAGCAGUGAUUGAUUUUAUUGUGCAGAAAACUGGACAAGAGCAGUUGUAUUAUGUUGGCCAUUCACAAGGCACCACUAUAGCUUUCAUAGCAUUUUCAACCAUGCCCCAGCUGGCUCAGAGAAUCAAAAUGUACUUUGCCUUAGCUCCUGUAGCCACAGUGAAAUAUGCCAAAUCCCCGUUGACAAAGCUUGCAUUACUUCCCAAUUUAAUGAUCAAGAUUUUAUUUGGGAAUAAAGAUUUCUUACCCCACACUUACUUUGGUGAGGUGGUUGCUGUUGAAUUUUGCAGCCAUGAGAUAUUAGCAGAGAUUUGUGGUAAUAUCCUGUUUGUGCUGUGUGGAUUUAAUGAGAAGAACUUAAAUAUGAGCCGAGUACAUGUGUAUACAGCACAUGCCCCAGCAGGAACAUCUGUACAAAAUAUGAUUCAUUGGAAACAGGCAAUUGAAACUGGUGAAUUUAAAGCUUAUGACUGGGGAAUCCUGUUCAACCAUUUGCACUAUAAUCAGGAUACUCCUCCCUUAUACAAUGUGAAGAACAUGCAAGUCCCAACUGCAAUGUGGAGUGCUGGAAAUGACUUGCUCGCUGACCCUAGGGAUGUUGCCCUUUUGCGCCAACAAGUCACUAAUCUGGUUUACCACAAGGCGAUUCCUGAGUGGAACCAUCUGGAUUUCAUCUGGGGCCUCGAUGCACCUAAGCGCAUGUAUAAUGAAAUCCUCGACUUGAUGAGGAAAAACCCAUGA
Messenger RNA from Emys orbicularis (European pond turtle), 1191 nucleotides. RefSeq names its product lysosomal acid lipase/cholesteryl ester hydrolase-like. The record is from RefSeq and is a predicted model, not a curated record. Gene Ontology annotation, biological process: lipid metabolic process. The transcript is spliced from 9 exons. Gene Ontology annotation, molecular function: hydrolase activity, acting on ester bonds. NCBI's taxonomy places the organism in Eukaryota, Metazoa, Chordata, Testudines, Emydidae. The coding region runs from base 1 to 1191 and encodes 396 amino acids.